Messenger RNA from Silurus meridionalis, 6807 nucleotides. RefSeq names its product phosphofurin acidic cluster sorting protein 2. The coding region runs from base 635 to 3466 and encodes 943 amino acids. The record is from RefSeq and is a predicted model, not a curated record. Gene Ontology annotation, molecular function: transmembrane transporter binding. Gene Ontology annotation, biological process: protein localization to plasma membrane. The transcript has 25 exons. Lineage: Eukaryota; Metazoa; Chordata; Actinopteri; Siluriformes; Siluridae.
CAGGUUUCAAGUGAAGGGAAAAAUCUUAUGACACAGUUUCCAAGUACAAGUGUGUGCCUCCAAAAUUGUGCUAACAUUUUGAGGAAGAACCAUCAUUCACCCUCUAUUUGAGUCUGGUUCCUCCAAAGGUCCUUCAUACCAUCGAUGGGAGUGUUUCCUUGCCAUGGUCCUCCCAGGCUCAGGAGAUCUUUCACUUCAUCCAAUGUAAAACAUAUCUUUGUGGAGCUGGAUUUGUGCACAAGGACGUUUUGUUCUUCUAGGAUUGUCUUCUUCUUCCUCGUGUAUUUAAGCAGCACGAGAUUUGUCUAAUGAAUGCAUUUGUCUCAAAGAGUGCCGAUGGGGGUUUCUAGCAGGGUUCCUACAAGCCCAGGAACACAUGGCCUUCUGAAACCGUGGAUCAGUGGCUCCACCAAGCGGCCACGCUCUAAAACCAGCUUGCACAUUUUUGUGUUGAAUGAAGCUCCGCCUCUGAGAGCGUCGGAGAAGAUAAGCAGUGUGUAAGUGUGGAUCUGAGUCCGAGAUGAUCCUCCAGCGAGGGGGUUAGGACGCGAGCGUGAGACAGCCAGGAGAUCAGUGAGAGACGGAGACAGAGACAGAGGGCGGACACAGGUCGAGCCGGGAGCCGGGAGAGGCGAUGAUGGCGGCGGCCAUAGAGAGAGGAGGGGUCCGGGCCGCCUUCAUGAAUCCAGGCACGGGAGGCGUCGGCGUCGGUGUCGGAGUCGGUGGUCUCGCACCGGGGGUCGGGCUCACCGCUCCGGGAAUCAUGACCGGAUCCGGGGCUGCAGCCUCGGGCUCUUCUGGUCCUCUUCCCGUUCCUAUGAAUCUUUUUGCGACGUGGGAGAUCGACCGAUCCUCCCCGAGCUGCGUGCCGAGGCUCUGCAGCCUCACCCUGAAGAAGCUGAUUGUUUUGAAGGAGCUCGACCGAGAACUCAACUCCGUGGUCAUCGCCGUGAAGAUUCAGGGAUCCAAACGUAUCUUGAGAUCCAAUGAGUACAUGCUCCCUCCCAGUGGACUGAUGGAGACGGACCUGGAGCUCACUUUUUCCCUACAGUAUCCCCACUUCCUGAAGAGAGAUGUUAACCGCUUGCAGAUAAUGCUCCAGAGGAGAAAGCGGUAUAAGAAUCGGACCAUCCUGGGAUACAAGACCCUCGCUGUGGGCGUUAUCGACAUGGCCGAGGUGAUGCAGCACCCAACAGACGGAGGACAGAUUCUGGGUCUCCAUAGCAACGUGAAGGAAGCCCCUGUACGUGCGGCGGAGUUGAGCGUGUACUCUCUGUCCAGUCAGCCAAUUGACCCCGAGGACGGCAGCGGACAGCCAGGGGCAAAGGUCAAAGCUUCAGAUCGAUCUCCAGAUAUGGAUAACUAUUCAGAAGAUGACGACGACAGCUACUCGUCAGAGCAGGAGGCCAGUGAUGAUGCAGUUCAGGCCCAAGACCUGUACGAUGAGGACGACGAGGUCCAGCGAAAGCCAAAGAAAACCCGACGGAAAAUGAUCCGAACUACCUCUAUAACUCGGCAACCGAAUUUCAAGCAGAAGUUUGUUGCCCUUCUGAAGAGGUUCAAGGUUACAGAUGAGGUUCUGGAUUCGGACCCGGUGGAUCAGACCCAGGAGGUAGAGGAGGAUCUGGAUCUGCUAUACGACAGCCUGGAGGUGUACAACCAGAGCGACAGUGGGCCGGAGAUGGAGGACAACGACAGUGUCCUCAGUACCCCUAAACCCAAGCUGAAGCCUUUCUUCGAGGGAAUGUCGCACUCCAGCUCGCAGACCGAAAUCGGAAGUUUGCACAGUCAGAGGAGUCAACCGAGAGAACAGAGUGCUGGUGCCGACAUGCUGGCUGUUGAAAAGGAGAGAGCAGCAGCUGGACGCUUCCAGGAUGAGACGUCUGUGUCGGAUAUCACCGCGGUGGAGGCGGCUGAGGAGGACGCAGGAGUGGGAGGAGCUCCAAGCCAACAUGAUGCCAACCUGAGCUGGGAGAUGAGUGUCGAGAGACUGGCCAAGAUCUGCAAAACCGAGUCCCAAAACAUGAUGUCACCCAGUAAGACAGACAGUAAGCUGCAGAGACGACCGCGCAGCACCUCUAUGAAGGACAGACAGAGCUCCAAAACUCAGAGCGACAGAACGAGCAGCAUCGACAGUGAAACCUCACCUGACUCCAGACUCACUGUGCAGGUUCCCAGGAAGUGUGUGUACGAUCAGCUCAAUCAGAUCCUCAACUCGGAUGAGCAGCUGCCGGAGAGCAUCAUCCUCAUCAACACUACCGACUGGCAGGGCCAGUAUCUGAACGAGAUCCUCCACGAGCACAAGCAGCCCAUCGUCUCAACCAUCUCUGCUGCAGAUGUCCAGGCAGCCUUCAACACCAUCGUCACCAGAAUCCAGAGAUUCUGCAACUGCAACGCACAAACGCCUCCCACCAUCAAGGUGGCUGUGGCCGGAGACCAGAGUUACCUAAGCACUGUGCUGAGGUGCUUCGUGGAACAGCUGGCGAACAAGACGCCUGAUUGGCUGAGCUACAUCCGCUUCCUGGUCAUUCCUGUCGGUUGCCACCCUGUGGCGAAGUACAUUUCGUCAUUUGAUAAUAAGUUCAGCAGCAUUUUCAUGGACGCUGCCUGGAGAGACGUGUUUGGGAGGUUGGAGGCCCCAACAUCAGACACCAUAGAUGUUGCCGGUCGAGUGUCUCAGUAUCUGGCGGGAGCCAACAUGUCCCAUCACUUCCCCAUCUCUGAGGCCAUGCUUACCUACAAACAGAAAAGGAAAAGAAGUUUGUAUUUUGAUUUUUACAUCAGCCCCGAUGAGGACUCGUGCCAGAAGUUUGUGCCGUUCAUUGGGCUGGUCAAAGUAGGCAUCGUUGAGCACAACUUGUCCACGUCAGUGGAUUCUGAUGAUGCCAACGUGAUGGGCAGUAUGAACAUACUGUCUUCACCUCCAGCCCAGAGUGGAGCACCGUAUGGGAAAGACAUGACCUGCACACCUCCUUCAUCUCCCUCUGUCUCAGCUAGUCUGUCUGGAGCAGGUUCUCCAGGCUCAGGGGGAGAAGUGAUGGGGCUGCAGGUAGAUUACUGGACGUGUUUGGGGGCGGAGAAGAAGAAGGAUGGUGAGAAAAGGGACGUGGGGAUGAAGAACACGCUGAAGAGCAACUUCCGUUCCCUGCAGGUCUCACGCAUCCCCAGCGGAGGAGAACUCACCGCACCUCACGGCAUGGCCAUGACCGUCGUCAUGAAGGAGAAAAAUAAGAAAGUGAUUUUCCUCAGCAAGAAGCCGAAAGAAAAGGACGUGGACUCCAAGAGCCAGGUGAUCGAUGGUAUUAGUAGGCUGAUCUGCACGGCCAAACACCAACACACCAUGCUGAGAGUCUCCAUCGAUGGUGUUGAGUGGCACGAUGUGAAGUUUUUCCAGCUGGCUGCUCAGUGGCCCACCCAUGUAAAGCACUUCCCCGUGGGAAUCUUCGGCUACACCAAGGCCCUGUGACGAUCUCGUGCCGUUCUGGAACUUCCUCCUGACCGAAUGGCGAAUGAAGCAAGGAAGAGACUGAUGGAGGGGAAAAAAAGGGAGACUGAAAAAAAAAAAAAUCACAAAAUGUGGAUUUUCCUGUGGAAAUGCUCUGAAGCCUCUGUUUCAAACGACAUGGAUGUGGUUAUUAAUGUUCUGUUCUGUUCUUGUUUGUUGCACCAGCAAAAGGAAGAAGGUUUGUUUAUAUAUGUGUGUGUGUGUGUGUGUGUGUGUGUGUGUGUGUGUGUGUGUGUGUGUGUGUAUAUAAAGCUGCCAUUUUUGUAUACAUAUUGUGGUUAGACUUUUUGUAGCCACUACAUAAUGGCAGCUUGGUUUUGCACUUUGUUUCGCAUUUUUAUUAUUUCAAUGAAAUCCUGUGGUCGAUUUGUUCUUUGUACGAGGUGGUAUGUGUGUGUGUGUGUGUGUGUGUGUGUGUGUGUGUGUGUGUGUGUGUGUGUGUGUGGUGCAGGAGUGAAGAUGAUUAUACAGGAAGGGGUGUUGUUAGGGCAGGCGAGGGUGGGGGUGGGGUGAGGGUGAGGUGGGAUUGUGCUGUAAAAGCAUUUCUGUUUGAAGGUUGAAAACGGAGGGAAAGGAACUUUUAGCCAUUAAGGACGGACUCCAGCGUAUUGCAUCCCGAUUGAUAUCUGGUGGAUUUCAGGGCGGCGUGCGUGUGAUUACGAUGCAAAAUCGUGACUUUCACUUUACUGAGAAAAGGACUUGAAUAGUGUCGAUAAAAAAUUCCCAAACGUUUUAAAUCACUAUACGCACAAAAGUUUGUGGACACCUGACUAUAAGGCCCUCCUUUUGAAGAUCCCAUUCCACAUUGUGUCCCCAUUUGUACUUAUAAUAAGCUCCACUCUUCUGGGAAGAGUGUUCCACCAGAUUUUGUGGAGGUCACAAGGGUGUUAGGAGCAUAUCUUCAUGGAGCUGGCUUUGUGCACAGGGAGAUUAUCAGGCUGGAACAGGUUUGGGUCUCCUUGGGACACUAGGAGGUUUGGGUCUCCUGGUGUGCAUCUCACUAAGUGCUAACAAUUUACGGAGGAACCACAUAUGGUGGGAAAAGUCAGGUGUCUCAAUACUUUUGUCCCUAUUGAUUAAUUAAAACAGAUGUGAAUGUUUAUUUUUUUAAUGGAAUGUUCAAUGCUUUCUUUUCCUUUAUUAUCAGAUUAGCAAAGCACGCUAAGCUCUUUGCUAAUUCCUUACAAGCGCUAGUUUUCAUACUGAAUGACUGGGGAGAUGAAAUCAGGUUAAUUUGUCGAACAAUUAAAUGGAAAUUGACGUGUGUAGGAACUAAAGAAAUGUUACCUCAGAUGCGCCAGAAGAAUACUUCAGAGGUUUGCUUGUUUUUGUGUAGAAAAAGUCACCUGUCUGAAACUGGCCUCAGAACUGAGAUUUACUAAAGAGUUCAUGAAAAGCUUGGGUCAUGGGUUUAGUUCCUUUUCUCAGUACAGGGAAACAUUUAGUGUACACUACAGUACAGUCGAUCGUGACGGGACAGAAGAGCGCUAUGGUUUUUCUGAGGUAAUAAUUGUCCUGGUUUGACUCUGAAGCACAGUGAAAAAAGGGAGAACUAUGAACUCGAAGCUGCUCUCGCUUCUGUCCAUGAUUGUAUCUAAAUAAGGGAAACUGGACUUUUUUGAAAGGGACAUAUACGAAUUUACUAUAUAAAUACUGUAUAUGGACAAAUGCUUGUGGACACCUGACCAUUAGCUUCUUUUUUUUACCUUGUGGACAUUUGUGAAGAUCCGUUCAUCCCUAAGGGUGUUAGAGAAGUCAGUAGGUGAGUUGAGGUGAGGUGAGGAGGCCUGGGGAGCAGUCAGCAUCCUGUUUUCUAUACAGAAGCAGGAGAUCUUCCAUUUCAUGGAGCUGGUUUUGUGCAAAGUUUGGGUCUUCUAGUUCAAGUGAAGGAAACGUUUUUCCACUUCGCUCCUGCAUCCAAAUACAUCCUGUGUGUGCCUCUGAGUUCGUUCGACCAGGAGAAGUCAGUUGUCCUGAUACUUUUGCCGUAUCGUUUGAGGAACAUCUGGAUACAGAUUUAUGCUCAGACCAAAAAUCCUCCAAACACAUGCACCUGCACCCUUUAAGCGUCCGGUCGAUCCUCAGACGACUCCGGUUUGCCAAGGCGAAAAUAUUCGGACAGGCCCUAUCACGCUCGGGAUUGGGGGACGGGGGGGAUGGGGGUGGGGCGCACUAGGACUUGAUUGAGUGGGGUAGUUUGAGUGAUCUGGAGGACACAGGGUGAGUCGUGUCAGCUGUUGACUGCCAUUAAAGGGCUUUGUGGUAAAAAAAAAAAAGGGAACGUGCUCCAUCUUUAUAAUAGAGCUGUGUUUUUGUAUAUCUCAAUAAUCCCUUUACACAGAUGUGUGUGUGUGUGUGUGUGUGUGUGUGUGUGUGUGUGUGUAUAUAAAUAUAUAUAAAUGUGUGUGUAAGAGAAAAUGAUAAAGAUAUGAAGAUGAACAUAUAGCGGAUAGAUUGGAGAUUGGCGUGUGUGCGUGUGUGUGUGUGUGUGUGUGUGUGUGUGUGUGUGUGUGUGAGACCCAGAAGAAGCAUCAUUUGAGGUGGAUUUGAGGCUGAAGGCUUGAGCAUUGCAGUGUUAUUCAGUAUAUGGAGUGAAACUGGGACACUGUUUGAGGGUUUGUGUGUUUUCUGACUGUCAUAUGUACAAAACAUGUUCACAUUCAGUCUCGGAUCUACGGCGCAUUUCGUCGCUUUGUGGAGGCCGGAUUUUGUCGAAAGGAAGCACUACAGCGGCGUCAGCUCGUCCUCUUUUCCAGCCCGGAGAGAUUGUGAACAGAAAAACACACACACACACACACACACACACACACACACAAAACAAACACUACCAUGUGGUCAGUCUGUUUGUCGAGAUAAAAGAUUUCCGCAGACACGUUUUUUUGCACAAAAAUGUCAUUACGUUUGAUAUGACAGUAUUUGUUUUUACGGUAUACCACUGAGGCAAGCUUUGCUCCUUAUGUUCCCGUUCCGUAUGUGAAUGUACGUAUUUGAAUUUUUUUUUCUGCUUUUCGUAUUUCUUUUUUUUCUUUUUUUUAACUUCGCCGGUUUGCGAACGUGGAUUAGAACCCGCAUUGUUGUUCUUAACGUUGUUUUGUAUGACCCUUUUAAAGGAGUUGAGCUCUUUUAUAAAAGAAUUUUGUGUUCAAUUCCAAGGAUUUGAAGCAUUUCACAUGGAAUACGGGCCACGAAAUGAACCGGUGUGUUCUGUUUUAUGAGUGCACAGACAAAUACUUUUCUUUUGUUCUGUAUUUGAUAAACACAUAACAUUGUGUAAAAUUGAUGAAAUAAACGCUAAAGCUGUA